Messenger RNA from Rhizophagus irregularis DAOM 181602=DAOM 197198, 456 nucleotides. NCBI's taxonomy places the organism in Eukaryota, Fungi, Glomeromycota, Glomeromycetes, Glomerales, Glomeraceae. The record is from RefSeq and is a predicted model, not a curated record.
GCGAAUAUGCUUACAUUCAUUAUUUAUUAUAUUUCACAUAAUCCAGAUGUGAAAAAAAAAAUGCUAGAAGAAAUUGAUAGUAUAUUCCAAGGUGAUAAAACGCGAUCAAUUACUAAAGAUGAUUUUUAUAGUUUAAGUUACUGUGAAGCAAUUGUGAAAGAAGCAGCUCGCGUUUUCCCAAUUAAGCACAUGCUUACAAGGUGUAUUGAUAAACCUGAUGAAGUAGCGGGAUAUCAAUGGCCAGCUGGCACAUUGUUUCUAAUUAAUAUUAAAGCUAUUCAUAAUUGUGAUGAUUAUUGGGAAGAACCCAAUAAAUUUAACCCUGAUAGAUGGAUGGUUGAAAAUUUUGAGCCAAAGAAGAAUUCUUUUAUCAUGUUUGGUGGAGGAUUAAGAUUAUGUCCAGGAAGAAAGUUGGCAAUGAUUGAAUUAGUUUGUUUGAUGGCUUUAUUGUUUAGG